Arthroderma uncinatum is the source of this 2142-nucleotide messenger RNA. RefSeq names its product Mis6 domain-containing protein. The transcript has 3 exons. Bases 1 to 2142 code for a protein of 713 amino acids. Gene Ontology annotation, cellular component: nuclear body; kinetochore; cytosol. The record is from RefSeq and is a predicted model, not a curated record. Lineage: Eukaryota; Fungi; Ascomycota; Eurotiomycetes; Onygenales; Arthrodermataceae.
AUGGCUUGGACGUUAGAAGAGGCUGUAACACAGCUUGAGAGUGUCGCCAAUGUCCCUCCAAAGCAACGACAUACAAAUGUUGCAGAGCUUACGAAAGUGAUUGCAUCUACUGCGUAUGAAUCAGGCCUGGGGACUAAAAUCUUGGGCCGGAUCCUAAAAGUCAUCGUGUCAUCCAGGCACCUUGAUCAAUCAACUGUGACUUCAAUAGUCAAGAAUCUUUACCCAUCUGAAAGAGUUCCAUCCAAGAUCGUAACCAGAGUCAUUUGCGUGCUGGGAGCCACCAAAAGCAAGCCAUCUCCAGCUACACAAAACCUCCUUUUGAGAUGGCUCCUCCUUGUCUAUGAUAGUCUGGCAGAUCAGGCUCAUUUGUGGAGAUUUUAUAGUAUCCUCUUUGAUAAUUUGGAUAUGAUCAGUUUACGCCGUCCGAUAUGUCAUAUCCUGUCACUUAUCACACGGCGGAAACACGUGAAGCCAUUCCGGAUAUGGGCACUUCUGGAACUGAUACGAAAUACCGGUGGCGAUGAAAGAGAGCUCUGGGGGUUGCUGCGGGUGUAUAAAAGCUAUUAUCCUGACAUCAUUAUCGACGAUACCGCUAUACCUCGUAGGAAAGCUACUUACUUCUUCAAACAUCCGGACCCGGAAUGGACCGCUCAUAUGAAAAUGCUGCAGGAAAAGGCUGCAACCACUACUUCCCAGGCAGCCCCAGAGAGUUUCCAAGCCAUUCGUCGAGACGGCGUCAAAAGAAGCCGCAUUGAGGUUGUAAUACCAGUACCCAAAACUUCUCGAGUCCGGCGGGGUUUCACCUCACUAGAAGAACUCAGCAACGUGCGAGACUUUGUGAACAAGCUGGAUAAAAUUGAGCUGCCCAACCAAAUAGCGUCAGCUUUAACGGAGCCCCUGACCCAAAAAUUCCUGCUCCUUGUUCAGAAUAAGGAAGCCUUGGAAAGGAUGGAAAGCUGGCUUACAAGCUUCUUCGAAGAUGAAUUAGACCAGCUUCAUGAGGAAGGGCAAAAUCCGUCAGAGGAGCUUGGGCUUGCCCUUGAUAUGUUGUCCUUCCCUGAAGCCGUGGAUAAUUUCCUCCAAACUUACCUACCAGUAUGGGAUGGGAUAAGCAAUCGAACAGUGAUACUUGAUCUCCUCGAAUAUGUACCCAUUCAUGAUGCCGGACUUUACGGACAGUAUCUCCUCCCGCUUGAAAGUGCGAUUUUGGAUAAUACUACGGAGUCUAAAAGUUUGCUUCUCCGAUAUUACGCCGCAUUGAUCCGCCGUUAUGGCAGCAUUCUUCGGUCGAAUACCCCCGUUAACCAAGCACUCGACCUGGCGACCAUUAUAAACAGGGCGGAGUUGGUAUCAUUGACUUUACUCGAAUGUCCAGUCACCCCCGACUUCGAAGAGCCCAAGGCUGAGAAGUCUUCUAGCUCAUCCAUCAUUCAAUUCUACGUACAGCUGGCUGAGUUAUACCUCCAUGCGCCCACCAACAGCCUAAUACGGUUGAAUACUCCGCCUCCUGAAAGCGUGUAUAUUCUCUUAUUCACUCCCAUCCUCAGCCACCUCUCGUUGAUGAGCACCGUGAUAGCGAACUAUAAAUAUUCCUUUGAACAGUCCCUAGCAACUACAGCAUCCGCUGAUGGUUCCUCUAGGAGGCCAUAUCCAGACGCUGUGGUAACUAAUCUUAAUGGACAUGUGCUAGAUGUCUGCAACUUACUGUGGCGCAACAGGGGAUUAAAUGGCGAUGAGCCUAAUGCUCUUGGCUGUCUCGUUAGAGAAGAAGUUGCUAAAUUGCUCACCGAGUAUAUCCAGGGGGUGGGCGAGGACCUAGCAAAGAAUGGCAAAAAUGGUGGUAUUUACAGGCUGCGACUUGCAUCUAUAUUUUCCCUGAGCCAUCACACUGCGCUAUGUGGUAUGUCAGCGAUGUGUUUCAGGAAUUUGGAGUCUAAUGCAGGAAAGGACGGGCAACAUGUGUCGGCACGGUUAACAUGGCCGGUAACGCAAAAAGCGCUGAAUGCUUUGAACAAAACAGGUGGGAUUAAGGUCGAUUGGCAAGAGUAUAGGCUGAAAAUGCUAGAGUGGUUGGACGAGCAUGGGUCUGGGGGAAUCGGGCGGCUGAUGAGAAAUUCGAUGAUGACUCUGCGGCAAGGGUAG